AGAGCACCAAAAUCGGAAGAUGUAUUCAAGCGACCUGAUGGAAUAAAACCUCUCCAUCGCGUUCGUAAAAUGUUAAAAGAGGGGAAUGAGAAUCUAGCAAAACCUCAAAAAGACUCUCAAGAUGAGGACACCAUUGAGCCAAUUGAAUCAUGUCCCGUUUUGGCCUAUCGUGAGCCCCUCCCCACUAAUGCCCGCCUUACAAAUAAGUACCUUCUUCACGGCCUUCAACCGAAGAUGCCAAUCAAUGUAGCUGAUGGAUCUAGCCUCCAAAAUCCUCCUGAAAGUUUGAUCAAAUCUCAGAAUGCCCUUGCAGACCGCUUGUAUGCCACUUACGCCACUCUUGCCACCCUACCUGUUCCUCAUCUCAUGCGACCUGUUUGCCAGUGGCUGGGUCUGCGUCUCUUAGGACGGGGUGAUCAGAAACAGGCUGCUCGGUACUUUGCUCAAGCCAUCGGAAAUGCCGCCUGUGGAUUGUUCACUUCUAUGCUGUCUUCAAAGAUUAAGAUUGAAGACGUGGCGCAGUCACUACGAACAACCUAUGCUGUGUCAGCUCCCUAUGAUUCAAGUACUUAUCUCAUUUCGAAUUGGAAAUCCAUUCCACCCACCAAUGUGAUUCAACUCAUGCUUGUGGAUGAAUUGGGUCAAUUAAGUAGUUUUGAAGGCUGCGAUGAGAAUGGAAGUCAAUCCGCGAGUGACCUUAUCGCUGGUGGUCUGGGAGCGAGGAAACAGUUGCAUCUGAUUGCUACUCGGUGGUUCCUGGGCGAGACGGAUGCGUGCAUUGAAUCAAGGGUUAUACACAAAUUUUCUAGUGUAGGUCCGCACUACAUGAGGGAAUUGGAGGACCUACAAAACCAGAAUAAUUCGUCUAUGUUGGAAAGCGAUAGACGUCAAUUUUGGGCACAGCGAUUCUCCCUGGAUUCUAGAUUAAAGAAUUUAAUUGACGGUAUUCGAAACGACUGUUUUACGACCGAAGAACUUCAAUGGAUUAAACAAAAAGCUGACUCACAAAUGUCAAUUCAUGACCGUCCUACUGUACUCAUUCUCGAUAGACAACUGACUCUUUUGCCAUGGGAAUGGAUCAUAUGGGGUCAGUUGGACGAAUGUGAUCAGAAUUGUUCUGUUCCCACUGUCUGUCGAAACUUCUCUCUCACUCUUCUAAUUGGUCAUCAGAGUCUAAAGAAGUUCAAUGUUGCGAAGUUCAACUCCGACUCCGCAUUUUAUGUGGUCAAUCCAGAGGCUAAUCUGCCAAGUACUGAGGAAACUUUCCAAUCCUACUUCACACAGCACUUCCCCAAAUGGAGUGGGAUCUAUGGACGUAUGCCCCAACCCGACGAAGUCGUUGAAGGAUUUGUUCAGAAGGAUCUCUUUGUUUAUCUUGGGCAUGGAAAUGGAUCUAAGUGCUUGAUGCCGACCUUUGAUGAGGGAGUAAACUCAAAAGCGGUGGCUUUUAUCAUUGGUUGCAGUUCUGGCCGUCCGAGAAUCGAGGGAAGGCAUGAGGCAUAUGCGUCGGUAUUCAACCACCUCAUAUCUGGGGCUCCUACAGCAGUGACCCUAAUGUGGGAUGUAACAGACAAGGACAUUGAUCGUUUUACCCAAUGUUUCCUCGAUAACUGGAUUCGAUCGAAGGAGAUCGGGGAGGAUGAGAAUGGAGACAAAGAAAACAAUGAGGCAGAAAGUUCAAGGCUAACCAUGACCUGGAAAAUCUUUAAGUCCACUAAGGUGUGCAAACUGCAAAGUCUAGUUGGCAAAUCGGUGAUUGUAUAUGGCCUUCCGGCAGUUCCUAUCUUCUCUCAUGCACAUUAG
Molecule: messenger RNA, 1803 nt
Organism: Rodentolepis nana
Lineage: Eukaryota; Metazoa; Platyhelminthes; Cestoda; Cyclophyllidea; Hymenolepididae
Source: the annotation of a GenBank genome assembly